This is a messenger RNA of Xenopus laevis (African clawed frog), 3268 nucleotides long. It is a transcript of the gene scara3.S, whose product is annotated as scavenger receptor class A member 3 S homeolog. NCBI's taxonomy places the organism in Eukaryota, Metazoa, Chordata, Amphibia, Anura, Pipidae. The coding region runs from base 502 to 2298 and encodes 598 amino acids. The transcript is spliced from 6 exons. The record is from RefSeq and is a predicted model, not a curated record.
GAGGGGAGGGAGGUUCCUCUCACACUAAACUGUGUCAUAUUUCUCCUCUGGCUGCAGUGGAACAUGUCCAAAGCCUGUUGAGCAGCCGGAGAGGUUUCAGCAGGCACUUUCCUCUAUCACAUAUAAGUGUGUAGAAUUCUGGUGUCCAACAGAACCAGGGAACUUCUUCUACUUCUUGGAUCAACAACCUCUAUAAGUAUCUUAGGGGGAUGCAAUUGUAUCAUUUGAAGCCAAACACCAAACAAAUAUCCUGGAGAUGCCCAUGAGGAGGAGACGUCUUCUUCUGAUGAACAAGUCAGUGUAGUCCCUACAACACUGUGUCAUUAGCUCCAUGUCCUGCUCCACUCACCUGCCCAACCAAAAGAAACAUCACACCCAUAGAAUGUAAGGAAUUCUCUUCCCCAAAAAUACCAAGAGUCUGAGAGUUUAACAUCAACAUUCUAAGAGCUCUCAGCUUGUAACCUCAGUUUGUGUCCAUCGGAACCUCACCACAAGUCAACAAUGAAAGAUUUCUUUUGUCUUUCAGACGAGGAGCUUCUCCCAGAGGACGAUGAGAUGCCAUCCUUCAGCCAGAGACAAAAUGGCCGAAUGCGAAGCAAUUGCUCCAGAUGUCAGAGGAAUGUGUCCCUGCAGACUUCAGUCAAAGUUUUAUAUGUUUUCGUUGUGGUUCUCGUCAUCGCUGUUGUGAUUCUUUCAACAUUAGUGUUCAGGAGAGUGGAUACUUUGUACGAUGACUUUGCCGCGUCCCAGUCCUACUAUAAGAAGAAGAUGGUGUCGGUUCAGUCAAAUCUUCAAGAUCUUGACAUUAAAUCAGUGGGCAAUUGUUCUUUCUGCCAUGAUGCCAGCCAGCUGGGGGACGAAAUCAGUAAGCUCCGCAUGGAACUGGAGGGGAUCCAGAAGAUGUUGCUGCAACAAGAGUUGGUUUUGGACCAGACAUCACAAAGCCACCAAAUUCUCUUGUCUGCUAAUGGUGACCUGGACAAUCAAAUCAUCAGGAGCAAUUUCACCCUGAGGCAAAUUAAUCAAACACUGGGGCUUUUCCUGGCCCAGGUGAAAGGGUGGCAGAUGUCAGCAGCAGAUCUGGAUACCUCUGUCAAAAAUCUGGUCCAGGAACGGUACGAUAUUAGUGUUGCUGUCCAACAAAUUAACUUUACUGUAAGUCAAACUUCAGAGUGGGUGCAGGUCAUACAGAGAAAGACAGAUGAGGAGACCCUUACUUUGCAGAAGAUUGUAUCUGACUGGCAGAACUACAGCAAGGUUUUUGGUGCAUUCAAGGCAACAUCAGCCAAAACCAUUGACCUGGUCAGAAACAUCCAGAGCAGCAUUGGCACAACAAUGCAGCGCAUCAGCCUUAACACAGAAGUCAUGCACGAUCUUGUUCUUCAAGUCAUGGGGCUUCAGCUGCAGCUGGACAACAUCACUUCCAUCUUGGAUGACCAUGACGAGAACAUGCAGGACCUCCAGUAUCACUCCAAGUACACCCAGAACCGAACGGUUGAACGUUUUGAGAGCCUGGAGGGUCGAAUGUUUUCCCAUGAAACGGAAAUCAGCACCAUAUUUAACAAUAUCAAUGCUACAGAUAACCACGUUCAUAGUAUGUUAAAAUACCUGGAUGACGUUCGAUUAUCUUGUACCCUUGGCUUUAACUCUCACGCCGAGGAAUUAUAUUACAUAAACAAGUCGAUGACACUCAUGCAGGGCACUACUGAUUUGCUGAGGGAAAGGUUUAGCUUGAUGAACGCACGCUUAGAGUUCGACAUGAGAAACUUAUCCAUGAUUGUGGAGGAGAUGAAAGUGGUGGACGUUAAACAUGAAGAAAUUCUGCAGAAGGUCACCAUUGUACAAGGUGCUCCUGGUCUUCCUGGGCCAAGGGGAACUAAAGGUGACACAGGAAUCAAAGGCCCUUUAGGUCCCAGAGGGGCAAAAGGAGAUUCAGGAGAACUAGGACCUCAAGGACCACAAGGACAAAGAGGAAUAGCUGGUGAUAUUGGACCACAAGGAGAAAAUGGACCAUUUGGAAUAAAGGGAGCAUCUGGAACUAAAGGUGAAAAGGGCAGCAUGGGCCCUCCAGGUUCUAGAGGUCAGAAAGGAACAAAAGGUGAUGUUGGGCCUCCAGGGCGUGAUGGACCUCCAGGUGCAAUUGGACCCCGAGGGCUUCCGGGAAAACCUGGACUUCAAGGAUUGAAUGGCUUUACAGGUGCAGAUGGACCAAGGGGCCCCAACGGGGAAGCUGGUUUCCCUGGGUCUCCAGGCUUGCCUGGUCCACAAGGAUUACCUGGACCAAGUCUUUCAAACUGAAUGUAACCAGUCAUGGACCAGUUCUUAGCCUUGGGAAGAAUGUUGGAUAACUGGUUUGAAUGUAUCAAUUCUCCAUCCCGCAUACAUUAAAAAUGAUGCGCAAAAUUUUAAACAUGAGUAAAGCACCUGGAGAACAUAAACCUCUAUUCUAAACCUCUGCACAUAUGUCUUUCCAUACCUGGGGAAUCAUGACUUACUUCAUACACUGAAGUCUUUACUUUUGAUUGGAAGAAAAACAAUAAUCAAAGAACAGUUCCUCACCUAGCGGCACCCUUUCUUCAAUGGCAUCAUUUGGACAUUUGCCUGUGCCUAUACGUCAAUUAUGGUCAUAUGGGUAUUGGCCAAGAAGGUCAUCCAAUCAUAGACUUGAGAUACAUUGCUGCUCAUCCAACCAGGAGACACUAAGUCGGUGUGCAUCUCCACCCUUUGUUCCAUACCAAGUUAGGUGGUAGAAAUCAAAAAGUACAAGGAGGCAUUUAAGACCAAGACUAUGGUCCUCUAGCUGGUUGGUCUCUCUCACAAGGAAUAAAAAUCAGCUGGUAAACAUUAUAAAUACUAUGCAAUGUUUGCCUUCAAUGAUAUCAGUUUGUGGCACUUUGAGUAAAUACCCUUUAACUCUUGCUUCAAAACUACUCCUGCUCCAUCUAUUCAUCCUUUAUUCCUCCUCAUUGUCCUACUAUUGAAGCACCUCUGCUAUAAAUAUAUAAAGUUAUGAAAUGUUAAUUUUGGGGGCCACAUGUUCCAUCAAAUAAAAUGAAACAAAAGAUUUCCCCUUCCAAGGAGCCAGGUUUUCUGUGGCAUAAAUGGAUUAUAUGAGAUGAGCGAGUAUUGACUGAAGGAGCUGGAGACCAAUGCAAAUAAUGCAGAGAAUUCAGAGUUACAACUGGCGGCUGCUCUGUAAAUGUUUAUAAACUUCUAGUCUUAUUAUAAUAUCAACUUGGCUGAUAAAUAAACUGGCUUGUGCACUGUG